AAAAGCACAAACCACCACCAACCAUUACACAAAACACAAUAAUGCUUUGAAAACAAAACCUCAAAACCACAAAUGGAAGCCACCUGCUACUCAUUCCAUCUCUCACAAUCUUCAACCAACAUCUCCAAACUCCCAAUUCCUAUUCCAUUUCCAAAACCACCCCACAAAACCCACCGGAAUCACCGGUUCCAACCCUCACACAUCUCAGCAGCACUCAAUUCCCCCAAAGGCUUUGGCCCACCCCCUCCCAAGAAAAUUACCAAAAAGACCCUGAAGCCAAAGAAAGUCAACAAUGAAGAAGAAGAUGAUGAUGAUGAAGAGUUGGAGAGAGAAGCAGGUGUGAUUCCAGAGGUGGUGACAAACAGGAUGAUGGGUAGAAUUGGGCUUUCAGUUGGGAUUCCAUUGUUUAUAGGGCUGUUGUUUUUUCCAUUUUUUUAUUAUCUGAAAGUUGGGUUGAAGAUUGAUGUGCCCACUUGGGUGCCUUUCAUUGUGUCAUUUGUCUUCUUUGGGACAGCCUUAUUGGGUGUUAGUUAUGGGAUAGUGUCCACUAGUUGGGACCCUAUGAGGGAAGGCUCUCUCUUGGGGUGGAAUGAGGCUCAAAAGAAUUGGCCUGUGUUUUGGCAAUCUAUUUGGGGUUCAUCUGAUUCCAGGAAGAGGUUUUGAACCUUUUCGGUUGUAUAAUCUUUUCAAAAUGUUUCCUUAUAAUAAAUAUAGAGAAUAAUAUUUUGUCUACAAUGCCAAUUUUUGUUUUGAUC
Helianthus annuus (common sunflower) is the source of this 755-nucleotide messenger RNA. Its product is annotated as protein PAM68, chloroplastic. The transcript has a single exon. The record is from RefSeq and is a predicted model, not a curated record. NCBI's taxonomy places the organism in Eukaryota, Viridiplantae, Streptophyta, Magnoliopsida, Asterales, Asteraceae. The coding region runs from base 73 to 663 and encodes 196 amino acids.